Cryptococcus deneoformans JEC21 is the source of this 745-nucleotide messenger RNA. RefSeq lists its product as hypothetical. Lineage: Eukaryota; Fungi; Basidiomycota; Tremellomycetes; Tremellales; Cryptococcaceae. The coding region runs from base 51 to 500 and encodes 149 amino acids. Gene Ontology annotation, molecular function: racemase and epimerase activity, acting on carbohydrates and derivatives. The transcript has 4 exons. The record is from RefSeq and is a predicted model, not a curated record.
CUAGCAUGAAGGGACUAUUGCCCCGCCGAAUGCAUAUUUGAACAAGACUUAUGUUUAGGACGUUAUCCCUUUCCGCCUUUUCACCAAGAAUCUUCACCAGAGCCAUGAGCACCGCCCCGCUACCAAUGCCUCAGCUUCCUAGAACAGACGAAGGGAAGAGGAUAUGUCAGAUCGUUAAAGUCAAACCAGAGAGGUUGGAUGAGUAUAAGAAGGUUCAUGCUGAAGUUUGGCCAGAGGUCCUCGGAGCAUUGAGGAAAGCCCACGUUGUCGACUAUUCCAUUCAUUACUUUGCCCCCCACAAUCUUCUUAUAGCCCAUAUGCGUUACAUUGGCAGCGACUUCCAGAAAGAUAUGGAUGGCAUCAAGGAAAAUGAAGCGACGAGAAAAUGGUGGCAGCUGACUGAUGGAAUGCAAGAAAGCUUUGUUCCGGGAGCAACAGGGUCGGAGAGCGGGCCUGGAUGGUGGGUGGACGCAGAGGAAGUCUUUAGAUUGGAGGGUUGAGAAAGAAAAUGACAGUACAUUGAGUGAUGCGAUACAUGUUUAACGGAUGUACGCGAAGAUAAAUGUAUUUAAAAGGAGGCUUUAUUCAGUCUCUCUGUACUGCAAAUAUGGGGGUUGUCAAUGUAUGAUAGAAGAUUGGUGAGAUCGUACUCAGUCGGAUAUACGUACACUGUACGAGGGAUGAUACGAAUCGUUCCCACGGUGUCGGGGGAUUAUUUAAUUUACGCGCGCCUUCUGGUGUCUCC